CAGGCGCCGCCGCCGUCGCUUCCGGCAGCGCUGCCCUGGAUGGCGGAGCCGGGGGCUGGAACGGCGGCGGAGCCCGGGCAGGGACGGACGGAGGAGCCCGGGGAUGGAUGCACAGAGGAGCCGGAGGGGCCGAGAGGCAGAUGGACGGCGGAGCGGCGGCGGCUGCGGGUGCCGGGCGGGCUCUGGCUGGUGCUGCCGCUGCUCCUGGUCCCGCUGCCCUGCGCAGGCCAGAGCCGCCUGCCCAGCCCGGCGCGGCUGCGGGUGCAGGCGGUGAACACCAACUUCUCCCUGAGCUGGGAGCACGGGGGCAGCGCCCGCGGCGUCACCUUCUCAGCGCAGUUCCAGUGGCCGGAGCUGAAGGAGACGGGCUGGCAGGAGCUGCCGGGGUGCCAGGCUGUGGCUGGCACAGGCUGUGACAUCUCCUCGGCCAUCUCCGAGUACUACGAUUACCACUACGUGCGCGUGAGGGCCCAGGCGGGGCCCCUGCUGUCCCCGUGGUCCGAGGUCCUGGAGAUGGUGCCCGAACACGUCGCUCAGAUUGGUCCACCAGGACUGGAAUUGCAAUCCACAAAUGGAGUCGUAAAAGUUAUGGUUUCUCCUCCAGAAGCAAAUCAGAAGACAAAAAUGUGGAUCAAUGAUCUGAGUUUUAAAUAUAACCUGGUCUUCUGGGAAAACUCAUCACAUGCUCAGCUCCAGAGUAAAACCAUUUUCCCUGUUGACACCGUUGAUGACCUUGCCCCAGACAGCACCUAUUGCUUCAAGGUCCAAGCAAAUCUCCCCAGUGAGGGAAAGCAGGGCUUGUUCAGCCCCGUCAGCUGUGUGAAAACCAGCCAGAAAGUGAACGACCUCCUGUGUGCAACCAACGUGAGUGUCCAGGCUUUGAACAUGAAAUUCCACCUGCUUUGGGAUGCCCAGGAAAAUCAGGGUGUGAACUACAACGUGCAGUACCUGCUUGGGUUCUGGAAGAAGCUCAAUGAUGAUUACUCAGACAAGUGGCUCAGUGUCCCCAGGUGUGAGAACAUCACCAGCACCUCGUGCAACUUGUCCUCUGUCAUCACCACCACUGGAUUUUUUUACCUGCGGGUGCAGGCCAGGGAGGGGCACAACAAAUCCUGCUUCUCCAGGGAAGUCAAAGUGGAUCCUCUGAAAACAAAUGAAAUUGGGCCUCCUGGUGUAAGGCUGGACCUCAGUGACUCUUUGCUCCACAUCAUUAUUUCUCCUCCAGGAGGAGCUGAGGAGGAAGUCAUGAGGGACCAUUAUCACUUGUCCUACAGGAUCCUGUACUGGAAGAAUUCCUCAGAUAUGGAGGAGGAGGCGAAGCAGAAGGAGGUGAAGCAGACCAUAGCCACAGUGUCUGAUGUGUCCCCCUCCACCCUGUACUGUGUCAAAGUCCAGGCCUUCUCUGAGCCCUACAACAAAAGCAGUGCCUACAGCAAUCAGGAAUGCAUCCACACCCCUGCAGGUACAUCUUUACCUCUGAUCAUUUUUGGGGUUUUCACGGGUGCCCUGCUGUUUGUCCUGCUGGUGGCCACUCCUCUUGUUUUAUUGCUCUACCAAGCCUACAACAAAAUCAAAUAUGUGUUCUUCCCCUCCUGCCAGCCCCCCAUGAACAUCGAGGGAUUUGGAGCACUCCCCUUCAGCACCCCUUACCUGUCAGCUGCAGAGGAAUCCGUGGAAAAUUGCUGUGUGAUUGAAUCCAUGGUCACAGAAGAGGGAAAUCAGAUUGUUUUUGCAGACUACAAACAUUCCAAACAGAGCAGUCGAGACUCAGGGAAUUAUUCCAACGACGACAACACUUCUGGGAGCAAAGGAUCCAAAGACACCCUGGAAAAGGAAAUGGUGUAACUUUGGGAAAUCAGAAUUCCUUUAUGGGAUUGUCAACUUCACAAGCACUUCAGAUUUCUUUAUGAUGGAAGUCCCAGCCUGAGGGGGACACUGUGACCUUUGGGACCCUCAGGGGGACACUCUGACCUUUGGGAUUGCUGGGUUUGGGUUCCCAGAGCUGUCCUUGCUGGGGGAGCUCCUCAGGCCUGGCUGGAAAUGACCCUGAUGUCCCCACCCCACCCAGGGCUGUCCCUCUGCACCAGGAGCAGCUUUGGGCACUUCUCUACUUGAAGCUGUGAGUUGAGCAAAACCUGCCUGCUCCAGCAGAGCUCCAUGUGGAGUUACUCCCACAGUGUUUACACAGCCAAAGGAAAUCCAUGCUGGACACAAACCUGUGGAAUUUUCACCUGCUUUUCCAGCCCCUGGCAGGGCUUGGCUCAGCAGGUCCAGAGCUAAAGGUGAUAGGGGAGCAAGAGGAGCAGCAGUGAGGAGGUUGGGGUUCCUCAGGAGGUUCCUCACGGGGUUCCUCACAGGGAUUCCUCAGGGGGUUCCUCACAGGGAUUCCUCAGGAGGUUCCUCACAGGGAUUCCUCACAGGGAUUCCUCAGGAGGUUCCUCACGGGAUUCCUCACAGGGAUUCCUCAGGGGGUUCCUCACAGGGAUUCCUCACAGGGAUUCCUCACAGGGAUUCCUCAGGGGGUUCCUCACAGGGAUUCCUCACAGGGAUUCCUCAGGGGAUUCCUCACAGGGGUUCCUCACAGGAUUCCUCAGGAGGUUCCUCACAGGGAUUCCUCAGGAGGUUCCUCACAGGAUUCCUCACAGGGAUUCCUCACAGGAUUCCUCACAGGGAUUCCUCACAGGGAUUCCUCACAGGGAUUCCUCAGGGGAUUCCUCACAGGGAUUCCUCACAGGGAUUCCUCACAGGGGUUCCUCACAGGGGUUCCUCAGGGGGUUCCUCACAGGGUUCCUCACGAGAUUCCUCACAGGGAUUCCUCACAGGGAUUCCUCAGGAGGUUCCUCAUGGGAUUCCUCAUGGGAUUCCUCACAGGGAUUCCUCACAGGGGUUCCUCAGGAGGUUCCUCACAGGGAUUCCUCACAGGGAUUCCUCAGGGGAUUCCUCAGGAGGUUCCUCACAGGGAUUCCUCACAGGGAUUCCUCACGGGAUUCCUCACAGGGAUUCCUCACAGGGGUUCCUCACAGGGAUUCCUCAGGAGGUUCCUCACAGGGUUCCUCACAGGGUUCCUCAUGGAUUUGGCUGGGAAUGUUCCUGGUGCUUGUUCCAUAUCCCACUCCCCUGGAUCCCUGGCAGUGCCCAAGGCCAGGCUGGACACUGGGGCUGGAGCAGCCUGGGGCAGUGGAAGGUGUCCCUGCCAUGGCAGGGGUGGGUUGGGAUGAGUUUUUGAGUCUCUCCAAACUCGUUCUGGAAUUAGCAGGGCCCCGGUGGAAUUUAGGAAAUGCCUUUAGCAGGGGGCUGAGCUUGGCACUCAGGGCUUUCCCUCUUUUGCCAGCAGACUUUUCUUUGGACAAUCAGGAUGUGCUGCAGAAACAUUUCAGUUUUCAUAUCCCAUGUUUUCCACACUGACUCCACUGUCUUCCAGAGCCUUUUGUUUUUAAGUACCUUAUUUUUUUAUGAAGAAACUGCUGUGGAGCCAGCUGGGUUUGAGCAUCCCAUGGGCUGCUGUUGUUUGUUCUAUCUAGGAACUCUUGGUGUUUAUAUAAAUUUUUUUCUUUAAUUUUGAAGAUAUUACCUAAUGUUAUAAAUUUCCUAUCGCUGUGUUCAUUGAAGAACAUAAUAAAUUUUGCACAUUUGCUUCUU
Taeniopygia guttata (zebra finch) is the source of this 3639-nucleotide messenger RNA. RefSeq names its product interferon alpha and beta receptor subunit 1 (gene IFNAR1). NCBI's taxonomy places the organism in Eukaryota, Metazoa, Chordata, Aves, Passeriformes, Estrildidae. Gene Ontology annotation, molecular function: protein binding; type I interferon receptor activity. Gene Ontology annotation, cellular component: plasma membrane. Gene Ontology annotation, biological process: type I interferon-mediated signaling pathway. The record is from RefSeq and is a predicted model, not a curated record.